CGUCGUCGUCGUUCGUUGCUUCCCCUCUACUGUAGAGUUGAAAGCUCUAUAACUUCACCAUAUUAACGAUAUUAACAGAAAAUGGCCACCGCUAUGGACGUGGAGGAGAUCAACCCGGAUCAGGAGAUAGACUUCUGCACUCUUGGGAUGUUCAUUCUUGAUGAAAUACAAUACCCCCCCCCCCAACCACCUCAACACAACAUCCUCGGCGGCGCCGGCACCUACUCCGCCCUCGGCGCGCGCCUCGCCUCCCCCGCCCCCCACCUCUCUAAAAAAGUAGGCUGGAUAGUCGACCGCGGCUCCGACUUCCCCCCCUCCCAGACCUCCCACCUCAACACCUGGCAAACCUCCUGCCUCCUCCGCACCGACCCCACCCGCCUCACCACCCGCGCCCUAAACAGCUACUCCUCCCCCACCGACCCCCAACACCGCGCCUUCCGCUACACCACCCCGAAGCUCCGGCUCGAACACCAUGACCUCCUCGACUCCCCCGCUCUCCUCCACGCCAAGUCCUUCCACCUCAUCUGCUCCCCCUCCCGCUGCAUCAGCCUCGUCACCAACAUCCUCUCCUUGAGGCGACAAACCCUCUACCCCCUCUCCCCCCCCAAACCCCUCUUCAUCUGGGAACCAGUCCCAGACUGCUGUCUCCCCACCGAACUCCUUGCCACCACCGCAGCACUAGGUUACGUCGACAUCUGCUCACCCAACCACUCCGAACUCGGCACCUUGAUGAGCUCCCCCGCCUCCCUCCCAGAUGGCUCGGUAGACCGAACCUUCGUCGAAGACGCAGCCGAGAUGCUAUUGGCCUCCAUGCCCCUCUCCGCAGUCGCCAUCAUCGUCCGCUGUGGCGCAGACGGAUGCUACAUAGCGCAAAACGGCGGGCGCUCAGCCCCAACACACCCUCGGCCAACACCCUCCUCAAACUCGAACUUCGCAUCCCCUCCCCCCCUUCCUCCGAAGAAAGCGAAGAAAAUCCGCGGCGGAGGAUUGGCCUUAACGGCGGAUAUAGACAUGAUGUCCCUCUUCGCCGACAUUCCCUCCUCCCCCACCUCCACCUCCCCCACCUCCUCCGAACCGGGAGAAGAUGACGACAUCUCAACCCGCGACUUCGGCCUCUCAUCCUGGCUCCCAGCCUACCACACCAACUCCGCAAAGGUCAUCGACCCUACGGGGGGUGGAAACGCCUUCCUCGGCGCGCUAACAAUAACGCACGCCCGUGGAGCGGGACUGGAAGAGGCCGCGCGGUGGGGGAAUGUGGCGGCGAGUUUGGCUAUUGAGCAAGUUGGGAUGCCGGUUCUUAGUUUUGAUGAGAAGGGGGGGGAGAGGUGGAAUGGGGUGGAUGUUGGGGAGAGGAUGAGGGAGUUGGAGGGGCGGGGUGGGGGUGGGGAUGAGGGGUUGGCGGGGAGGAUGGCGGGGGUGUCGAUAUAGAAGGGCGUGGUGGUGGGAUGGAGAUGGGCGUUUGGAGAGGGGGUUUUGGGAUUUAGAUUUUUGAGAGGGAAGGAGGGUGGAUUGGAUUCGUGGUAGAUGUUGUUGCGCCGUGCCGUCUCAUUGAUUUGCCAGCCAGAUAUCCACAUCCACAUCCAUCCUCACUCGGACAACUCGCCACUAAUACUACCAUUCUUAUAUAGCGUUGAAAAGGCGCCUUUGGAGCAAGCAGACACAUAGAUAGAUAGACAGAC
Molecule: messenger RNA, 1679 nt
Organism: Pseudogymnoascus verrucosus
Lineage: Eukaryota; Fungi; Ascomycota; Leotiomycetes; Thelebolales; Thelebolaceae
Exons: 2
Coding region: 82-1428 (448 amino acids)
Source: RefSeq, a predicted model, not a curated record